AUGACUUGGGCGGACCUUGAAUUACGCCUACCCAACUAUUACGAGCCUCUUCAAUACUCAGCUCGUGAUAAUAGGAACAAAUUUACAACAGUUGUUCCAAAAUUGAUACAAAAUCAGAAAGACCUUAAGAAAGUACAGGAAAAUAUUCCAUUCCUUGGCAUCAUUGACUGCUCUUUCGACACAAUUUCUGAUCAAACAACAGGAAUUGUUGAAUUAGAAAAUACAAUGUUCAAAAUCUACAAUACUAACUUUUCAAACAUCGAAAAUUGCUAUGGAAUUUAUACAGUAGACUGCAGAGAUUCCAAAAUUAUCAAUUGCAGCUUCACAAACUUCAAUCAAGGCGGUGCUUUGAAUUUUAUCAAAUCUAAUGAGAUUUUCGUUACAAAUUCAAAGUUUUCUGCAAUCACCGGCAAUGAUACAAGAACAAGCGUCGCUAUUUUAGACAAUUGUUACUAUUGUUUCUUCCGAAAUUGUGAUUUUACUAACAACGAUGUUUUUGCAUCAGUUUUUCAAGUAUCGAAAUCAGAAAAAAUCAAAUUCGACUUCUGUAACUUCCGUUUUAACACUCUUACAUGUCCAGGCUGUAUUUUCUUCUAUAACAGCGAAAAUUGCUUAGUACAGAACUCAGAAUUCACGGAUAAUGUUUGCUUUACACAUUCCGCAGCUUUGUUCUCUACAGGAACCUCAAUUACCUUGAAACAUGACUAUUUCGCAAGAAAUCAACUUAAUUUAACGAAAGAAUACAUUCCUGAGGUUACUACUAAGCUAGACUUCUGGCAAGUAGCAGCCACAGUUACAGUUGUCCCAGCUUUCCUCAUAAAAAGCAUAAAAUGUCCACAUAAUUUCAAGAAUUUGUAUUUUGAUCACAAUUAUCCAAUCAAUACCACCAAAUCAUUCAGGUACCUUCUCAACUCGAUCGAUAUGAUAUGUUUUGCCCAAGAAGAACUUGAAUCUCCAGUAGAAUCUGUUAUUAACGUCCAAGGAGUGAUUCAGACGACCAACAAUGCUUCAAUUGACAUAGACUUCAACAGUAUGGUCGAUCAGAAGCAAAUUAUUGGCAAUUUGGAGAAAGUUGAUUACAAUAUUUCAGAAUCGGAAGAAUUUGACGAAAUUGUCGACCAUGCUGCCCAAUCUAACAUGCCAACCAUCAGAUAUAAGACGAGCACCAUUUAUUCGUCACAAACAAUCGCUUACGCCGUUGGAAAAUUAUCGUAUUUCGCAAUUGAACAAUGUGAGUUCUCAAUGUGCACUAUUGGCAUCACACAGCAAUCGUAUGAUAGCAAUGUACUUAUCUUCCUCAAUUUGUCCCACCACGGCUACUUUUCAUUGACAAAUACGAGAUUUUCCGAAAAUUACGCUUAUUCUUCCUUGAUACAGGCUGUAGAUUGCAAAGGAUUCAUUGUUAAUGACUGCAAGUUCAGUUACAACACGGCGAAACACUCUUCUUGCGCUUUAAUUUACAAUUCAGAAAUUGUCAGGAUAAUGAAUUGCAAAUUCGAUCGCAAUGAUGCAUAUGUCCACGGCGCCAUCGCCAUCUACAAUUCCAAGGACGCAGUGGUCAAACAAUGCACAUUUAAGAAGAAUUACGGUUUUUGCGGUUGCAGCAGCUUAAUUUUCAAUAAUACGAACAUGUCCAUUAUAGAUACCAUGUUCACACGUAACAACGUCGAUCACGAGCGUUGGGACCUUAAUUCGAAUCUUUUUCCAAAUUUGGAUGACGAAACCAUCCUCAAACCUCAUGAGAACAUCAGUGGUGUAUACACAGCUAACAAGUUCUCAGUUUCUUUAUCAGGAUACGGAAACAGCCAACUUUAUUUGGAUAACGUCGGAUUUUCCAACUCAGAAAUCGAAAACGACAUGAACAUUACAGAUCUAAAGGUAGAGUCAUUGGAUGUCUACAUAGAAGAGUCCGUAAAAGUCGAAAAAGUUCAAAAUUCGAUCACUGACACUAAAAAGAGGUCAUGCAACAGAAAUAUUGGUAUAAACUGGACAAAUACAAGAGUAACUCUAUCUACAUAUUAUAGAUAUAACGAAUACUACGAGCCAUUCCCUGAAAUUGCAACAGAUUACGAAAUUAUCAAAGAUGGUGAUAGUUACAAACUUAAUGAAGUCAGUUUCUUCACUAUAAUAGACAGUCCAGAGAACGCAGCUAAUGUAUACAGCUGGGUUUACGACGAAAAACCAAAUAUUCCACAGCCAACACCAGCAAUGACUCCUUCUCCGAUAAUUAAAGUGGUCGGCCACGGAAAAACGAUAGGAUUGGCCGUAUUUGGCGGAAUUAUCGGUCUGACUGUAAUAAUUUUAGUUGGAGCCACGAUUUACUUCUGCAAGAGACCUCCAGAGGCCAGAUUGCAUGACGAUCCUAAUGAUCCAAACAAGAAAGAUCGAAAGAAAGCACUUUUGGAAGAAAAAGAAAAUGAUGAAGCAAUAGUUUCUUUAUAA
Molecule: messenger RNA, 2442 nt
Organism: Trichomonas vaginalis G3
Lineage: Eukaryota; Parabasalia; Trichomonadida; Trichomonadidae
Product: pectin lyase-like family
Exons: 1
Coding region: 1-2442 (813 amino acids)
Source: RefSeq, a predicted model, not a curated record